This is a messenger RNA of Penicillium argentinense, 1458 nucleotides long. Its product is annotated as flavin-containing monooxygenase. Bases 1 to 1458 code for a protein of 485 amino acids. NCBI's taxonomy places the organism in Eukaryota, Fungi, Ascomycota, Eurotiomycetes, Eurotiales, Aspergillaceae. Gene Ontology annotation, molecular function: flavin adenine dinucleotide binding; N,N-dimethylaniline monooxygenase activity; NADP binding. The transcript has a single exon. The record is from RefSeq and is a predicted model, not a curated record.
AUGGAAGACUACGACGUGAUCAUUAUCGGCGCCGGCAUCUCCGGCAUCAACGCUGCCUAUCGCCUCCAAUCCCAGUUUCCGAAGCUUCGGUAUGCGAUCCUUGAGACACGCGAGGACCUCGGCGGUACCUGGGACCUCUUCAAAUACCCCGGUAUUCGCUCCGAUAGUGACCUUUUUACCUUCGGCUUUGCCUGGCAUCCUUGGGAUUCAGAUAACCCGAUCGCGCAUGGCCAUUCUAUUGUCAGCUACCUGAAAAGCGCGGCUGCGAAAUACGGCAUCACGGACCAUAUCCUCUUCAAGCAUCGUGUGGUGGGUGUCGAUUGGUCUUCCGUUGACAAUAAUUGGUCGCUCAGUGUCGAUUGCGAGAAAACAUCGAAGAUGCUUUCGGCUCGGUUCCUCGUCUUCGGUACUGGCUACUACGACUACAACACCCCUUUGCAAACCGAGAUCCCGGGACUGGACCAGUUUCAAGGACAGAUCGUGCAUCCGCAAUUCUGGCCGGAAGAACUCGACUAUACAGGCAAGAAGGUCGUCAUUAUUGGAAGCGGAGCCACAGCCAUCACUCUCUUACCGAGCAUGGCCGACAAGGCAGCACAUGUCACUAUGCUCCAAAGAAGCCCGUCUUACAUCCUCUCUUUACCCAAUAGGACUGCCUCCUGGUUAGGAUCGAUAAUUCCCACGUCACUCCAUCGUCGACUCCAGCGCAUCCGGUUCCUGUACAUAUCUCGCUAUUUCUUCCUUUUCUGCCAGUCCUUCCCAAACUUCUCCCGCUGGCUCCUCGGCCAAUCGAUGAGUCGUCAGCUCCCAAAGAAUAUUUCUUCUGACCCUCACUUCAAGCCUCGCUACAAUCCAUGGGAUCAGCGUCUUUGUGUUUGCCCCGAUGGUGACUUCUUUAAGAGUCUACAUACCGGCCGAGCAAACGUGAAGACCGACACUAUCCGCACUAUAACCUCCUCGGGCAUGGAGUUGAACUCUGGUGAUAAACUCGACGCUGACAUCAUCGUCACGGCCACUGGUCUCCGUCUCCAGCUUGCAGGGGCCAUUUCUCUCUGUGUCGACGGAGUUCCUCUGCAUGCUCCAGACAAGUUCACAUGGCGCGGUGUCAUGCUACAGGACCUGCCCAAUGCUGCCUUCCUUCUGGGCUAUGUCAAUGCGUCCUGGACUCUUGGCGCUGAUGCAUCAUCGCAGUUCAUCUGUCGCUUAUUGGGAGAAAUGAACGAGCGGGGAGUCAAGGCUGCUGUCCCAAGAAUGGAGAUUGAAACUGCAAAGCAGAUGGUUCCGCGUCGUCUGUUGAACUUGAAUUCUACCUACGUGCUGAAGGCUCAGGACAGCUUUCCAAAGGCUGGUGAUCAGGGGCCCUGGAAGCCACGCGACAACUACUUUGACGACAUAAAGUUUGCGAAGAGCCGUGGCGCACUCGAGGGACUGGAGUUCCUUGGGGAGAAGAAGAUGCUGUAG